UCAAACGCAGAGACGAGGGCGAGGCACAGCAGCAAGAAGAGGGCGAGGCACAGACCUAGGACGAAGAUCGCGAGGGACGAGAGGAAAGCAGAGGGGAGAGGCCUCAACGGGUUUACACACAACGUUUCAGCAUUGUCGGGAAUAGGGACACCGUUACAGGCACCUGGAGUGCUUCUAGGCAGUUGCGAGCUUGAGGCGGCGGAAGGGCAACGGCAGACGGCGAAACAACCCGUGUAGUUGUAAUCCGUAGAGAUGCCUCUGAUUGGCAACAUCGUCACGGGAGGGCUUCGGAUGUCUAAGUACAUUUCCAAGUCCGCCCGGAAGCGCAUCCCCAUGACCUCCAAGAUGGGCAACAAGAACUUCUACAAGGGCAAAGGCGCGACAAAGGAGGGCAAAAUCAACAGCAGAGGUCGCUUCAUCGUCGACCCAGAGAAACGGUUGGAAAUCAUUGCUCCGGACCUUGACGGCUUCAAGCUGAAGCCGUACGUAUCGAAAGCGGUUUGGAAACCAAGACGGGGUGGUCAAGCGCAGCUGGACUCUGCAUAGCAUCAUACGGGUGGCCGCGGGAGUUUCUACGUUUUCGAUGGCAGCCCGAGCUUGAUACGAGGCUUGGGCGCUGAACAAAACUAUCUGUCAGGAGUUUCGGUGUUGGUAGGAGGGUUACAAGCCAGGUCGAUACGCGGGGUGUAGCUCUGGCGACACGGUGAUCAUGUACCAGAAUAAUUAUUUUGACAUGAGGAGAAUGUUGGAGUCUAUGACGGAGGGACGGUGCGCUUGUCAUGGAGAGGCGUUGAGUCGCGUUGUCUGUCCUGCGCGAUAUGGGACGGUCCGUGCUGGAGGAGUUCGCUCACGAGCUUACGAUGGCCUCCUCAACCAACACGGUGUGGUUGCCGUCCCUCCGCCUUUGCUUGCGAGGACGAUCACAGAGCUGAAAUCAAAAGGGUGCCUUCAGCAUUUCCUCCUGGUUGUGUGAUUGGCUGGGAUGUCCAAGGUUGCUUCUCUAGAGGCGUUUACCAAUAUUUCUCGGCCCUUGGUUUUGGCAUCUUUUAAUCGGGGCUCGACAACUCGGAGAGCCCGCACGUGGCCACGUCUUCUCCGCUGGGCAAUGAUGGGUGUCCUGUAAGAAGCGUCACGACCGGUAGAGUUUGUGUACAGAAGGUAGCCAGCCAAGGCAGCUCAGAUACAUGUGAAGAAUCGACUGAACGAGAAACAGCAGCAGCAUGUUAGACUAAUCUCUCUGCAGAUCUGCUAACUGGUCAACCGAACAAGAAAAUAAAACGCGUGAACCGACGCACAUCAUAUGCUAGCUAGCGUCCUGCGAAC
This is a messenger RNA of Ectocarpus sp. CCAP 1310/34, 1323 nucleotides long. Lineage: Eukaryota; Phaeophyceae; Ectocarpales; Ectocarpaceae. The record is from the annotation of a GenBank genome assembly.